Messenger RNA from Cercopithifilaria johnstoni, 978 nucleotides. The record is from the annotation of a GenBank genome assembly. Lineage: Eukaryota; Metazoa; Nematoda; Chromadorea; Rhabditida; Onchocercidae.
AUGCAAUUGGUGCACAGAAAUAUACUAUUUUUCGUGACAAGAACGAUAUUUCCACUGCCAAUACUUUUUCCUUAUUUUUCGAAAUUUACCCAGCAAUCAAUAAUGUCAUGUGCAAAAUAUACCACCGAAGAAUUUGGUUCAUUAUAUGGUUUGGAUUAUAGACUAUAUUUCAAAGAUCAAAAUGGCCGUCAUAUCUCACCAUGGCAUGAUAUACCUUUGUUUGUGGAUGAAUCGAAAAAAAUUUACAAUAUGAUAAUUGAAAUUCCUCGAUGGACAAAUGCUAAAAUGGAAAUGUCAACAAAGGAAUCGAUGACACCAAUUAAACAAGAUGUGAAGAAUGGUGAACCACGAUUUGUGGAUAAUUUUUUCCCAUUUAAAGGCUACAUCUGGAACUACGGUGCUCUCCCACAAACAUGGGAAGAUCCCAAACAUCUCGAUCCAGUUACAGGAGCAUGUGGAGAUAAUGAUCCAAUUGAUGUAGUCGAAAUUGGUUCCAAAAUUCAUCAACGUGGUGAUGUGAUAUCAGUAAAAGUCGUCGGUGUUAUUGCAUUGAUUGAUGAGGGUGAAACGGAUUGGAAAUUGGUUGCUAUUGAUGUAACAGAUGAAAAAGCCGAUGAAAUUAAUGAAAUUAAAGAUGUGGAGAAACAUUUCCCGGGUCUUCUGAAAGCAACGCGUGAGUGGUUUCGGAACUACAAAAUUCCUACAGGUAAACCAGCUAAUCAAUUUGCGUUUAAUGGAUUGUUCAAGGAUGCUGACUUUGCACAUGGUAUUAUUUCUGAAACGCAUGAAUUCUGGAAGCGUCUUAUCAAAGAACCAUCACCUAAGCUGAACACUGAAAUGACAUGUGAUAUAGAUGGAGUAUCGCAUCCGGGAAAUUGUGAUAAUUGGGAAAAAAUCAUUGCUCAACAACCAUCCCGGAAUGUUGAGAAAGGUGUUCCGAAGAAAAAACUGGAUAAAUGGCAUUAUAUUACAGAAUGA